CAUUUGCUGCUCUUCCCUGUGAGCCAUCUGGGAGCCUCCGUCUGUCCUGCAGGGCUGUGUCCCAGGCCGGCUCAGGGGCAGCGGAGGCCGGAGGUGUAACCCUGGAGUACACACGCGCAGGGUUGCUGGCCUCAGCCCUUAGCUGCUGCUAGCCAGGCUGGCCUUCGCGGCCCCAGCAGCUGGCUGCUGCCAGGCCCCUGGGGCUGCGUUGGCUGACGGCCUGGGGAGUGCCAGGCCGGUGAGAGAGCGCGGGAGCGAUGUGCUGAGUCAGCAUGACUCGCCAGGAACAGCCGUGCUCUGGGGCGCACUGGGGUUAUUUUUAAAGCUCCCGGCUUCCUUCUAGGCUGGCCCCUCCCGCAUCCUCCUAAUCUCUCCCCUGGCCCCCUGGCCCCUUUUCUCGCCUCUGCCUCCCUGACAGCCUUCAGUUCCCCUUCCCCCUCGGGCCCUCCUGGCCUCCCACCUGGUUCCCUGGGGGCAGGGUGGACAGGGAGCAGCCCGAGCCAAGGCUGAAGGGUGGUUCUCGGGGCCAGAGUGCCUGCUUGCUGCGCCCCCCGGGUUAUGACGACCCCCAAUAAAGGAAACAAAGCCUUGAAGGUGAAGCGGGAGCCAGGCGAGAAUGGCACCAGCCUGACGGACGAGGAGCUGGUGACCAUGUCCGUGCGGGAGCUGAACCAGCACCUGCGGGGCCUGUCCAAGGAGGAGAUCAUCCAGCUGAAGCAGCGCCGGCGCACGCUCAAGAACCGCGGCUACGCCGCCAGCUGCCGCGUGAAGCGGGUGACCCAGAAGGAGGAGCUGGAGAAGCAGAAGGCGGAGCUGCAGCAGGAGGUGGAGAAGCUGGCCUCCGAGAACGCCAGCAUGAAGCUGGAGCUCGACGCCCUGCGCUCCAAGUACGAGGCCCUGCAGAACUUCGCCAGGACGGUGGCCCGAAGCCCCGUGGCACCGGCGCGGGGUCCCCUUGCUGCCAGCUUGGGGCCCCUCGUCCCCGGCAAGGUGGCCGCCACCAGCGUCAUCACAAUAGUCAAGUCCAAGACGGACGCCCGGUCGUAGGGACGUGCUCAGCCCGGCGGGUCUGCAAGGGGCCAGUAGGCGCGUGGCAGAUUCGGCAGCCCCGUCCCCUUCCUCCUCCCCGGCUCCCUCCUCUUGGCCUUCCGCCUCCUCCCUUCCCUCCUCCCUUCCCUGCAAAGCACAACCUGCAGCCCAGGGGCGCCGGGCUGAGCCCCUUUGAUCUCGUCGUUGUCAUCGUGUGUUUUGUACGUUGGGAUUGGUCAGUUCGGCGGUGACGUGGGCGGCCCCGCCCCCUCGGUACCUCGGGCAGGUGGGCUCGGCGUCCAGAGAGGGCCUGGGGGCCUGGACGGAGCGAAAGAUGGAGCCAGUGCUCUGGGGCAAGUGUGGCCCCAAGCGGGGAGGGCUUCAGGGCAGGAGGGGCUGCUCUCCAUUGCAGAGGGGGCCCCCGGGGGGCCCGACGGCGCGCCGCGGGGCAGGCAGGGCAGGUCCCUCUCAGCCGGGGCCAUUGCCGGCGCUGGGGGGGGGGGCCUGGGGCGUCGUGUGGCUGCGGGCCAGGGGCCUUGGGCGCCUGCCUGAGGCGUUGCACUGAACAAGACCAAAUCACUGGUUGUGAGCGUCCGUGAAGGGUGUGUCCAGUGUCCUGCAGUGGGUCCCCUGUCACUGUUUACAUGACCUAUUUGUGUGGUUACAUAGCCCUUUAUUUAAGAGAGAGAAGUUCCUUUUACGAAGUUAUUAAAUUAUAUGUUUAAAAGCUACAGAAGAAAAAAAGCUGCAGAGUAUUUAUAAAAUUGUCUUUUUAAAAAAAAAAAAAUCAAGCCAGAACGUUUGACCAUAGGCACGGAAAAGGGAAGAAAGCAUAAUAGAAACUUUGCUAGUUUAGAAAAAAGAGAAAAAAAAUCAACAAAAAAAAGUCCCUUUCUUGUAAACUUACGGACAAGUCUUUGUGGCUGUUGGAGUUUAGUUUUUAUAUACACAGAGUUAUCAGACGUUAUUUAUAAAACUUAGUUUAAAAAAAAGAAAAAAAAAAAGAGCCGAGCCGCGAGCGACCCGAAGGCGCGUCCUCACACGUCCUCUUUGCUGUCUCUCUUGCAAUUGUACCGAAAGUGACUUACUCCUCUGCCCUUCCUGCUUCCGUCUCUGCCGGUGCCGUGGUGUCGUGCGUGCCUGGUGCGGUCUUGUGCAGCGUCACGUGCUGGUGCUUCUGGUGACCUUUGACCUGUGGGUGUCCCUUCUUGUGUCUCUUCUCCCGUGUUCGUUUUUUGGAUCGGGUUGUGGUUUGGCUUCCGCUGGCUUGUCAGGCUCGGGCUGGGGUGCCGGCGUGCGCCUGCCGCACGGAGCGUGGAGUCCGGGCCCGGCCUCUUCUGCUUUGGCGCCCACCCCAAACCCCAGGGGGGUCAGGUGCGGGGGCUCUGCCAGCCCCACCCCCACCCCCACCCCCCGGCUGCCCCUUGGCUUCGCGUGUGUGUCUUGGGCUUGGGCUGAUGCAGCGGCAGGGGAGUUGAAACUGGGGGCCCUCCGGGCCGCCCCCCGCCCCCCGCCGCUGCUUCCUUGCUCACCGCCUCUGGCCCUGGGUGGAGCCUUUGCGGGGAUCAGGGAGUCGCUGUGCGUGUCGGCGGAGUCAGGGCCAAGCUGUCUUCCUUCUGGCCUCCGUUCGGCCUGUUCAGGCUCCAGCCGCUGACCCGAGGUGUGUUCCUGUGGGUUUCAUGUGAGCCUCAGCAGGGGAACCCCAGGGGCCCCUGCCCGCUCUUCCCAGAGCUGUUUCCAUGCUGCGGGGCGGUGCUUUCCAGGCAGAACCAGGUGGUUUGGGGGCCCACCUGGGGCAGCCCCUUCUCCUUGCCUGAGGGCCUGGGGGUCCCCACUAGUGCCAGACAAGGGCUCCGGUCUCCAGGGCCAGGUCCUGUCCCUCUCCCCGAGAACAUGCCGGCAGCUCUCGGCUUUGGGCCUUCUUCCACCUCUUUGGGAUCUGUGUCUUCCAGGGAUCCGCCGCUUGGCUUUGGAGGUGCUUCUCUGGGCUGAGCCUGCCUCCCCAUCCUGGCUCCACGGCGAGGCAGCCAGGCUCCCAGACGUGGUUCGGGCAGCCACUCGUAGGCACGUGAUGGGGCCGCUGGUGGUGCGGCGUCUGCCCCCAAGAGGCUGCUGCCCUGGCUCUGGCCACGUGGGGCUUGGCCUCUCCUGGGGUCACUGGUUGGCUUGUCUGGGGGCUCUGAACCCCUGAAAAAGCACAGAAGCGGGCUGGUGGAAAGACAAACCAUGCAGCCUGGAAGGGCUUAACCUCGUGGACAGCAGACUCUUCGUCCCAGAGUUUGACCCAGUGCGCCCGUGGGACCGGAGGAAGGAUGUGCUCGCAGCUUGUGGCGUCUGGACGGGCUGCUCUUGGCCCUGGACACGCUGUACCCAGGUUGGCCUGCAGUGGAGGUUUUGGCUGUUGACUGAAUCACUUAGUGACUUCCUUGGGCUCCCUGCAGUCUGGCUUUGUCUACUGAGGGCCUGGGCAAGAGUGGUUCAUGUUGGUUGUAGCAGCAACCAACUGGAAUCACGUUGUAAGAAUCCCUAAAGCGAGGCCAGGCCAUGCCCUGUGCUGGACGGGGCGGGUGGGGCGGGGAGAGGCUUUCCCUUGCCGAGGGUGGGCCUCACUCUUGUCCUGCCUGCGGGUGGUCGUCCAUCUCUGUGCACCCCUGCUGGGCUCUAGACCUGGAGAGAGGAGGGUCGGGGCGUGGGCGUAGGGGGACCAGACAUCGCACGUCCUUGGUUUGGUUCACAGAAGCUUCUGGAGGUGGGGAGGCUCUGCUUCCUUUGGAGGUUUUGGAAUUUGGAGCAACUGUCUCUUGGGUCUCGGGGAGCAUCCUGCCUCCACCAAGCCAGCCUCGGGGCCGCUCUGCCCCUUCUCUCCCUGACCUUGGUUCUUGACAGUCAAUCCUUUGUCCGUGUGUGACUGGUCUGUGUCUUUCUGAUUCUCGUUAAUUCAGUUUUCCUACUGUAAGCGUGUUGUGUUCUCUUUCUCUCCUCGACUUUUUGACGCAGCGAUUGAGGGCUUUGGCCGAGGCCGAGUCUCCCCACCUUGUCCGCUAAGUGAGCCGUAUCGUGCACCUUCCUUCACGCCUUUUGCCCUCGCCCAGCUCCUUCCUUCUCCUGACAUGGACACUCAGACUUGCAAGGAGAACCCUUGGGGAACAGGUCCUCUCCUGUCCCCAGCGUGGCCCCAGGGAGCCCACCCCAUGGCCCCUGGCUGCUGCUCCAGGCGGCGUGGCGUUUAUGCGGGCAAGAAGCUGCAGCUGCUCCGCGGCUGCGUGGCGGGCUGGUUGCUGCUGUGUGCGGGUCUCUCCGGAGGCUUUUCUACUCUUGGUCUGUGCCUCAGGUCUGGGCACAACCCUGACCGUCAGCAGCGGCCUUGAUAGUUGGUGCCCAGGCCCAUGGCUCUGAUCAGCUGCAGCGUGCUUUGGGACAGGUGGACAAACUCCACGCAGUCCCUGCCGCCUCCCCCCUCUGGGGUCGAGAGUUGGCUAAAGCUCCAGUCCACAGCUGGAAGCCACAGCCUGCAGCACUGUUUCCGCUCUGGGAUCUUGUAAGUUACUUUUUUAGGCUGUGGUUUGGUGAAAGGAACCAACCCAUUAACGAUUUUUUCCCCAGAAGCCACCGAAUAAUUCUUUUUGGCGCGUUCUCACCUUCCUCUUGGCUGUCUGGUUUUGGAGCAGAUGGGAAGAGGCAGGGGUGUGCCCUGGAGACGGAUGGCCUGCCCUGCUCUGGCCUGUGUGUCCUGAGCGUGUGCUCUACCUGUUGGGUCAGUUGCAUAUGUUUCCACCCCACCCUGGAGCAGCAGCCUUGGUACCGGGGUGUCCUUGGCGGGAGUCUGAGCUGGCGUGUAGGAGAGCCUGUCCGAGAUGAGUUGUGAGGGAGAUGCCUCUCAUGGCCUCGUGUCCCAGCCCCACCCUUCUCCCCAUCCCCUCAAUCUGCUAGUCCCUGAAGCCUUUAACCAAACGGGAGUGGGUAAAGAAAGCCUUCUCCUGGCAUCUUAGGGCGGCAGGACAAGGGCUGUCCAGUGUGUCCAGCUCUGCUGCUCUCCCGACACAGAGAGGGUGGGCCAAGCAGAGUUCAUCAGCCCCUGCCUGCUCUGCUGAAGGCUGCGGACAGGAGGGGGUGGGGGUACCCUGGGGUCUGCGGGGGGCGGGCGGGCGUUGUUGAAGAUCCAGGUGAGGAGGGGCCUCGCUGGGGCACCCGGGCUGACCUGGGGCGGAGCGGCCUCGCGCCGUCCCUGCCCUGUGCAGUAUUUAUUGCUAAAUUAUUGUCCAGGAGGGGCGGCACUGGGCCGGGCCCUGGGUAUUUAUUGCUGUACAUAGUGUAUGUUUGUGAUAUAUAAGGUUUUCUUUAUUUUGUAUAUGAUCAAUAAACACCUUUUAAACAGA
Messenger RNA from Phacochoerus africanus (Common warthog), 5405 nucleotides. It is a transcript of the gene MAFG, whose product is annotated as MAF bZIP transcription factor G. The coding region runs from base 559 to 1047 and encodes 162 amino acids. Gene Ontology annotation, molecular function: RNA polymerase II cis-regulatory region sequence-specific DNA binding; DNA-binding transcription factor activity, RNA polymerase II-specific. NCBI's taxonomy places the organism in Eukaryota, Metazoa, Chordata, Mammalia, Artiodactyla, Suidae. Gene Ontology annotation, biological process: regulation of transcription by RNA polymerase II; regulation of epidermal cell differentiation. Gene Ontology annotation, cellular component: nucleus. The transcript is spliced from 3 exons. The record is from RefSeq and is a predicted model, not a curated record.